AUGGCGACGUCCCACAGCGCAACUGUCGAAGACGGAGUCUUGGAAGACGGAUCCGAGAGAGGCGGCACCUCCGAAGAGACCGAGAAGCCUUUUCUCGCGUACAAACCAGAAGUGGAGAUGUUGUUGUGGAAGAACCAGAGCCCCGUAGUCCUCUGGCAAUUGCAGCUCUUCCUCGACGCUCUCGUCGCAGCUCAUGACGAGGUCGGAGACUAUAUGAUCGACCUCGACAUUGAUGCCUACCUUACUAAGAGAUGGCGUCGCCGCAAGCGCGUCAAGUACACGAGAGGACUAGCGGUUUACAAGGCCCAGCGAAAGGCAGUACUCAAGAUUGAGAUGGAAGUCAUCCGGGGCGGUAAUAUGGGACAGACACUCCAGGCCGCUUUCGACCGUGUUCAAAUUGCCCUCAUCGAGAAUAUGACGCGCGUCAAUUUGUUGUUGAGCAUGCUCUGA
Messenger RNA from Colletotrichum lupini, 450 nucleotides. RefSeq lists its product as uncharacterized. The record is from RefSeq and is a predicted model, not a curated record. Bases 1 to 450 code for a protein of 149 amino acids. NCBI's taxonomy places the organism in Eukaryota, Fungi, Ascomycota, Sordariomycetes, Glomerellales, Glomerellaceae. The transcript has 3 exons.